Messenger RNA from Cantharellus anzutake, 1668 nucleotides. RefSeq lists its product as uncharacterized. Gene Ontology annotation, molecular function: protein binding. Lineage: Eukaryota; Fungi; Basidiomycota; Agaricomycetes; Cantharellales; Hydnaceae. The record is from RefSeq and is a predicted model, not a curated record. The transcript is spliced from 5 exons. The coding region runs from base 52 to 1482 and encodes 476 amino acids.
GGCUCAGUCUUCGGCAUAAUAAGGACGCUGUAUUUCACUUACUAAUCAAAAAUGAGCACAUCCACAUCAAAACCCACAUCUCCCCCGGAAGACGAUCUCGUCGACGCAAUUCGUCCAAUUCGCCAAGCUCACCCAUCCUUAGGGGCCGCUAAACUUCUUGAGCUGUUGCUACAGUCCCACGGGGACUGGGCAGUUUCAGAGAAGCGCCUGAGGAAGGUGCUUCAGAAAACCGGUCUCAUCACCUUGGCCAACUCGUCGCAUCAUGAAAGCGUUAGCCGCACUCCUGCAAUCGGAGACGUGGGACCACCACAUAACGAAGGGGAUGUACAGUCUGCUCCUACGAUUAAUUCUGACGGAACAGAACAAGAGUUCCCAUCUUGGAGUCUCAAUGCACAAAUGGACCCUACGAAAUGGACUAAAACUGUUGACGUCAAAGUGAUUAGCGACCAGAAGGGAAAAGGUCUGGUCGCCAGGGGACCAAUAAAUAGUGGAGAGCACAUAUGGGUCGAAGAUCCAUUUGUUUUUAGCCCGGAGUGGGAGCUGGAAAAGCUUCAAUUAUCCGGGCAUGCAUGCGCGUACUGCACAAAACCUGUCGCAUCUUCGACAAUGCAACCAGCAUAUUGCACUCGCUCUUGUGGUUCAGCAUUCUGUAACCGGUUAUGCAGUGCUCGGGGAGCGUCAGUGCAUGCUUUUCUGUGUCCGAUCCAGAACCCGGCAUGCAUUCCUUUCGUGCAGCACGUUCGCGCGCAGAAGUGGAAAGCUCCUUUGGCUUGGGCUCGCGUAACGGCAUUACUCCUUUCCCUUGCUGCUAAAGCCUCAGACCCCUCGUCUUCGGCAUCAAAGGACUUAGGGAAUGCUUUAUCCAUCGUCCGUGGACUUGCAGCCCUGAGUCUGGAGAGGAGAGUUAAGGUACUUCCAGGAUGGCAGGCUUCAUAUGACGACUCCUGCGCAAUGUGGAGGAAAACACACACCCUCUUUGUGCAGGCUCUCUCUAUUCCGCCCGAUCCGAAGCACCUGAAAGCCCUGCAGAAGCUUCGCGGAAAUGCGAGCAAGUACACAGGAAUCAAAAGGCUCGAGGCCGAACUCUUCACCUGGGAUGGCUUCAUGGUUGGAUUAGGAAAGAUGGGCCUAAACAUGGAAGCCUACGGCGGCAUAUAUGCUCUGCACUCACACGUGAACCAUUCCUGUGAUCCUAACAUUUCUGUCCGACAUAUUACAGCGAACCAAGUCUCUCGCAUCACUAUCAUUUCCAGACGCGAUAUUACAAAUGGAGAAGAACUCACUGCGACGUACGUAAACCCCAGUGGGGAUUUAUGGACCCGAAGGAGGGAGUUGAAAGAAUGGGGGUUCGGAAAUUGUAUGUGUGAUAGAUGUAGAACGGAGGAAGAGGAGGCGAGAAGGAGAGGUGAUUUCGAAAGUGAAGGUUCGGCAGCGAAAAAAGCUGAACUUGAGGACGAGUUGAGAGAUUUCUUACGCAUUUGAGAAGCUAACGGUAUGCACACACUGAAUAUUUCUUUCUCAAUCGCAAGUAUUUCGAGGCGUUUAUCAGCACCACUUCAUGAUAUUACUGAGCCAUGCAAAAUAGAAUCAUUGUAUUUUGUAUAAAAGCGGCGUUGACAUGUUGUGCUCAAAAGGCGGAUACAGAUGAAAAGGUAUGUAAUUACAGCU